AUGCAUCUUCCCACGCUCAGCAUCCUCGGCCUCGCCACACACGUUUCAGCCUCGCUGUAUUCAGCAGGCGAUACACUGAGUAUCAGUGCACGUUCCGCACGCGGCUACGCCCCGGAUCUUGCCAUCAGCGGUGGAGUGCUUACAUCAAAAUGGAUCGAAGGGACAAAAUACACACAAAUCGUCGAAUUCGUGGUGACUAAUAACCACCCGGCCAACUCGCUCACUCUCGCUGACACUUUGAAUAUCACUUUGAAGUCGAAUAACCUAGAAUUGGUCCAAUCUGCAACCCUCACACGCUUGGCACCAAAGCAGGCUGCCGUGGUGCAGCUCGGCGUUCGCAAUUUGCCCAACACACCUGCCGGCUCUACAUGCAGCGGCACGAUUGUUGCGACAUACGGACAAGGAUACGGGCCUGUAAUCACCAGAGAUCAGACGAUAACCGGCAUUUGUGGCAUACCAGACUAUACUGCAGAUACUGGCAGUCUCAGUCAUCACUGGAAUCCUGACUGGUACAAUAAUGUAAAGUUCGGUAUCUUUAUUCACUGGGGACUGUACUCAGCGCCGGCGUUCGGCAACGCGACGCCUGUUGAAGACUACUCCGAAUGGUACUGGUGUCGCCAGCACGAUCCAAACUACAGAACAAAGACAUAUCAAUAUCACGAGAAGACUUAUGGCAAAGACUUCAACUACGAUCAAUUCAUGGCAAACUUCACAGAUACUGGCUACGAUCCUGUAGCAUGGGUCAACCUAUUUGCAGCAGCUGGUGCUCGAUAUAUGGUUCCUGUUACGAAACAUCAUGACGGCUUUGCACUUUUCAACACAUCGCCCCAGGUCAGCAGACGCUCGUUCAUGUAUUACGGGCCAAAGAAGGAUCUCAUCGGCCCUCUGCUUGCAGCAGCCAAGCAAUACCAGCCACAGAUUCGACGAGGAACCUACUUCAGUAUGCCAGAAUGGUACAACCCUCAGUAUGCUCAGUACAAGAACCCAGACCCCAAUUGGGCAGGCGGUUGCUUCGGAGCUGAUAAUGUCAACCCAUACACCAAAGCCCCACUUGAGUACACUGGCCACGUCCAGGUGAACGACUAUGUGACCGGUCUCCAGCUGCCACAGAUGAAUGAAUUGGCAUACAACUACGAAACCGAGCUCAUGUGGUGUGACAUUGGAGGAGCAAACAACGCAACCAUUUUCGCAUCAAAAUGGCUCAACUGGGCUCGUGAUCAAGGACGACAAGUAACAUUCAACAACCGAUGUGGAAUUGGAGGUGACUUCCAGACACCCGAAUAUGCCACUAAUACGGACACCGUCGUCGCCAAAUGGGAAAGUAAUCGCGGAAUGGAUCCUUUCUCCUUCGGCUACAACUACAAGACACCUGACAGCGAGUACCUCAAUGGAAACGACAUCGUCCAAAGCCUCGUCGAUAUCGUUAGCAAGAAUGGCAAUUUCCUCCUCGAUAUUGGGCCCAAGCACGACGGAAGCAUUCCAGAUAUCAUGCAGAAAGGCCUGAGAGAUGCUGGAAGCUGGAUCAUUCCGCAUGGAGAAUCCAUUUACGAUACGAGGUACUGGAGUGUUACUCCUGGAAAGGGCAAUUUCCGGUAUACCACCACGAAAGACGCUUUCUAUAUUCACUACUUGACGAAGCCGGGUUCGAGCAUCACCAUCACGGAUCCAGUUCCGUGGUUGCCUGGCGAUACUGUCACCGUCCUCGGUGGUUCGCAGAAUGGUAAAGUGGUGCAGGCCACGAAGUCGGGCAACAACUUGGUGUUGCAGCUGAAUGAUGCUAUCAUCAAUGGGGAUAAAUACGUCUGGACUUUCAAGCUCGCGUAUACGAGUAAUUACUAG
Molecule: messenger RNA, 1839 nt
Organism: Cercospora beticola
Lineage: Eukaryota; Fungi; Ascomycota; Dothideomycetes; Mycosphaerellales; Mycosphaerellaceae
Biological process (GO): glycoside catabolic process; fucose metabolic process
Cellular component (GO): lysosome
Molecular function (GO): alpha-L-fucosidase activity
Source: RefSeq, a predicted model, not a curated record